Molecule: messenger RNA, 2097 nt
Organism: Diaporthe amygdali
Lineage: Eukaryota; Fungi; Ascomycota; Sordariomycetes; Diaporthales; Diaporthaceae
Exons: 5
Coding region: 1-2097 (698 amino acids)
Biological process (GO): transmembrane transport
Molecular function (GO): transmembrane transporter activity
Source: RefSeq, a predicted model, not a curated record
AUGGAUCAUGAGGGGGAUGAUCUGCGGGAUCUGUCGUAUCUGGCCAACGCGGAUGUAAAGCUGGGUCUGAACGAGCGGGACAGCAGAGUAAUCAAGCAGAAGCCAGAUACGAGAGAGUCAUUAGCAGAGUCUUUCGCCGAAUCCGCAGUACUACCUCGGGAAUCCGCAUAUGGACCUCCACCGCCAGUACCGGCAAAAGACAGUAUCUAUAUCAAGCGCAAAAUGGACUUCGGCCACAUCGGCGGCCAUACCGAUAGGGAUCACUGCUUCAACAUUAAAUAUAUUUCCGACGAAACCGAAAGACACAACGCCUACGCCUCACCCUUUAGGAAUGUCGCCGCCAGAAUUGACCAGACCGGCUUCACCACAAGUUUCGAUUCCAGCGCCGACGAGGCCGGCAAGGCCAUCCUCGCUACGUCUGUCCUCCUUGACACGGGAUGGGCCGCUUACGACGGACAGGGUGGUCAUCGUCGACUCGAGCAGGCCGUCUACCGCAAGGUCCAAUCGGUCUCAGCUCAAGACCUCAUAUACGACGUACAGUACCUCGACAACAGGAAAGGGUGUGAUGACCCUGACGAUCCCCUGAAAGAGCUCAACCUGUAUGCUCUGCUGACGACUGUGGCCAUUUGCAACGUCAUGAAGACAGCAUUGAUCAGCGUGAACGAGGAUUUGGCGCGACAGUACUCUGUUUCUUACACAGCUGUGGCAGCACUUACAGGCGUGCCACUCAUGCUCUCGGCCAUUACGGGACUGGCGAGCUCCAUUGCCGCCAGAAUAUGGGGAAGGAGACCAGUUAUUUUGGCAUCUAUGGUCGUAUUAUUCAUCGGUUUGGUGUGGAACACCAGGGUGACCACAAGUUACGGACAAUUUAUGGCAGCUAGGAUCUUUCAGGGUUUCGGCUGGGGCGCCUUCGAUACUUUGGUGGUUGGGUCAAUCAUCGACACCUACUUUGAACAUGAACGCUCCACCAAACUUGCCACUCAUCGUAUCGUCUCAGUGGCGACCCUCUGGGGCCCACCUCUAAUUGGAGGAGUCACCUCCCAGACCAAAGCCGGCUUCAGCCUGCAGUUCGAAAUUCUCGCCGUCUUCCAGAUCGUCUCAAUCCCCUUGCUUGUGCUGGGCGCUCCCGAGACCAUGUUCGACCGCACAAACGCGAUGCUCAGGACGCCCACGACGGGAUGGUCUACCGCUGCGGGGAGCAAGUUCCCUCUAUGGGCGAGGAGGAGAUUCAGCAAGCAGACAGUCAUCAAUUAUGUCAAGACGGUCGCCAGGCCCGUGUCGUACCACGGGCCCUCGGAGGGUGUCAUCAGCAGGGACGUUCUCCUCCAAGCGCCCCGCGCGAUGGCCGCACCGACGACCGUCCUCGCCUUCAUGGCCUCAUUCCUGCCCUACGCCCUACUUUGGGGCUUCUCUGCCUCCCUUUCGGGCCUAUUCGUGCCCGCGCCCGCCUCGCUUUCCCCAGCGACCAUCGGGCCCCUCCUUGCAUUUCCUUUCACUCUCUCCACAACCGCCGUCGCGGUUUUCGGGCUGUGGCCGUCAUGGUCUAACACGAUGACGGCCUUCAAGACCCGAUCAACUCAUAUCUAUGUCCUCGGCGCCGGUUCGGCGCUAUCCUUUAUCGGGAUUCUAGGCUUCGGCCUCUACGUUUCUAAUAAUAAUGCUUCUACCCUCCGCUUCUCAGCGGUCAGUUUUCUCCUGGGCCUCCUUGCAGCGGGGGCCUACAUCCUCGAUGCGCCAGCGAAGCCCCUUCUCAAGCGCUCCGCUCAGUUCACCUCGCCGAACCUGGCCAUCUCGUUGCGCAGCAUCGCGGAUAUGGACGCCGGGCUGACUGUCUGGCGGGCCCUAUUCGCGGGCAUCUUCGCCAUGGCGAUUCCCUCCGCCAUUGUGGGGCCAUCCUCCGCCGCCGGGCUGAAGGGCACCGGGAUCGGCGUCUCUGUGGUGCAAGUCCUCGUGGCAGCCGCUCUGGCUGCUGUGUGGUGGAUGUAUGAGGAGAAUAUUCGCAAGUUGGACGGGAGGACGAUGGCAUGCAGGGUUGACUUAACCUUUUUGAACAACCGGGCGAGCAUGCAGGGGAGCUUUUUCGAGACGGAGGACUGA